AAAUGAUGCAAACCAUGUUCUCCCUGAUCUUGACCAAGUUUUUGUUCUCAAAGUUUGAGAGGGGCUAGCAUCCUAUCAAACUAAAUUGAGAACUGCACACUUGUUCCCAAAUUAAGUACAUCUAGGUCAGUUAAAGCCUGGGCAGGUGUCAUAUUGCCCCAAAAUCUUUCCUCCAGGCAGCUGACUCAUUCCGGUGGAAUAGUAUCGGUUGUGAACCGAAACAAGGACGAAGAUGCCAACCAAAAAGAACAAACCACAGAUAAAUCCGUUUUCAAUGUACAUGCGCGAGCAGGAGCCCAUCCUCCGACGAAGAGGGUUACAGUUUAAUUCAAAGAAGGAGUUGGUCGACUAUUUAUUUCCACAUUUUAAUAACCUCUCGGAUUUGGAGCGCCAGAAGUACAAGAACAUGGCGAAGAUCGAAAAGGAGCAGGCCAAGAUGGACCUGACGCGCAAGUUCGACGACCGCGGAGUGCCGCUGUCCCAGAUCGCGGCUGAGCGCGACGAGCUCCGACUGAAGAAGGACAACAUGCUGCGUCACGUGACCAGCAUGGUCCACGACCGCAGCGGCGGCGAGCCGCUCACCAGCGUCAAGUUCUACAACCUGUUUGUCUCGCUGCACUGCUACACGGACUUCGGCAAGGGGGCCGAGUACUUGCCGUGCGAGGUGGCGCUCUGUGAGUGGACAAUCGCCGACGGGGUGCUCCGCUCGUGCUCGUAUCUGAUCGAGCCGGACCGCAUCCCGGCCGGGUACAAGUCGCGCUGCCGCGACAUCUCCGAGGCCACGCACCAGGUGCCGCUCGGCCACCCGGGCGCCGAGACCAACUUCCCCGGCGUCUGGAUCCGGCUCAAGAACUUCAUCAACCCGCAGGAGGAGCUGGACGACUACCCGCCCGUGUUCAGCGGCUCGCUGGAGCUGGCCGAGACGGAGGGCGCGCUCCAGUGGCUGCACGACCGCUCGGCCGACCGCCGGGACCAGUCCGUUCCGCGUGUACCCGCUGGAGCGGCUGCUGUACGAGCUGUUCCACUGCGGCUGGCGAGCCGCAGCUGGAGACCUCGUGCGGCGACCUUCUGAAGCAGGGACACUUUGACUAUCUCACCGACCUCGCCUGUCCGUUCCACCAGGACAUCGACAACUCUAAGUUCUGCAUGCUAGCGAUGGCGCGCCGCCAAGCCUUCACCGUGCUGGACCGCGUGGUCGGCCAUUUCGGCGUCGAGCUGGUGCCCGGGCGACAUGUGC
Messenger RNA from Pollicipes pollicipes, 1237 nucleotides. Its product is annotated as protein maelstrom homolog. The transcript is spliced from 2 exons. Gene Ontology annotation, biological process: negative regulation of DNA-templated transcription; spermatogenesis; regulation of miRNA-mediated gene silencing. Bases 233 to 1072 code for a protein of 279 amino acids. NCBI's taxonomy places the organism in Eukaryota, Metazoa, Arthropoda, Thecostraca, Pollicipedomorpha, Pollicipedidae. Gene Ontology annotation, molecular function: sequence-specific DNA binding. The record is from RefSeq and is a predicted model, not a curated record. Gene Ontology annotation, cellular component: nucleus; P granule.